Messenger RNA from Dunckerocampus dactyliophorus (ringed pipefish), 4399 nucleotides. It is a transcript of the gene f11r.1, whose product is annotated as F11 receptor, tandem duplicate 1. Gene Ontology annotation, biological process: establishment of endothelial intestinal barrier; cell adhesion; regulation of membrane permeability. Gene Ontology annotation, cellular component: bicellular tight junction. The record is from RefSeq and is a predicted model, not a curated record. The coding region runs from base 247 to 1137 and encodes 296 amino acids. Lineage: Eukaryota; Metazoa; Chordata; Actinopteri; Syngnathiformes; Syngnathidae. The transcript has 10 exons.
GGCCCCCUCCCUGAUGACACCUGAGCGGAUCGUCUUACCGGAAGCGAAGUCCUCGCUAGCUUGUUGUUAUUUCUUGUUACCUGCACACACGACGAUACAGGUGGAGCUUUUGUCAAGUUGCCAGAGUCGACCAAGUGUUUAAAAUUGCAACUAAGAGGCUUGUUCAGGUGGAUACGUUUUUUUUCCAAACCAUUACUUCUGUGAAGCUUUUGUCACGAAAGAACACCACUGAGACCGACGACGAAGAUGAUUCACGGUUGGUUGGUUUCAGUGCUUUUGUUCUCGUCUGUUGCAACAGGUGUGAGAGGCUUUUUAGUAACCACUGGCAAUCCAAAGGUACAAGUAAAAGAACAUGCAGGGGUUGACCUUACAUGCUCCUAUUCAGCGGACUUUGGUUCAAAUGCCAGGGUGGAGUGGAAAUUCAAGGACCGCUCGGGUUCACAGAAUUUUGUUUGCUUUGAUGGCAAGCCCACUGCACCGUAUUCCGACCGUGUGACAAUGUAUGGCAGCAACCUGAGAUUCAGCAAAGUGACCCGCAAGGAUAAUGGAGAGUACUACUGCGAGGUGUCUGGGGUUAAGUUUGGGGAGACCAGAGUGACUCUCACAGUACUAGUGCCGCCGUCUACACCCCUGUGCAGAAUUCCCACCUCGGUGACGACUGGAAAAAAGGUCUUGCUGUCCUGCCAUGACAUGGAUGGCUCUCCUCCUCCCCAAUAUAAGUGGUACAGAAAUGGCGUCCUUCUGCCACCUGAGCCGAGCAAGAUUUCCGGCUUCCAGAAUUAUACCUACCUGAUGAACUCUAGUAAUGGCAAUCUGGUGUUUCCGUCCAUCAAAAAGACCGAUGCGGCCGAGUACUACUGUGAGGCUUUAAACAUUGCUGGUCCUCCUCAGCGCUGUAAAGCUGUGAAAAUGGAAGUCCGUGACAUCAACACAGGAGGCAUUGUUGCUGGUGUAAUUGUGGCUCUCCUGCUGCUCGUCCUACUCGCUGUGGGAAUUUGGUACGCACACAAGAAAGGAUACCUGCCCCAACUGACUGAAAGCAGACAAAAACCCAACAUGGUUUACCAGCCGCCUUCAGUGUAUGGUGGUGAGGAUGAUGAUGGAGAUUUCAAGCAGAAGUCAUCUUUUGUGGUAUAGUCUACAAACAACAGCCUGGUUUCAACUGUUUUAGUGUGUGCCUUUGCAGUUUAUACAUGACAUCCUAACAUUUUAAAAAUAAUAUAUGAUCCAAAGUUGUCAUAUAGCAGCGUGACCAUAAAUUUAUUUCAUCUGCUGUACAUCAGCUUGUCGGUUUUACACAUCAGUUUUAGAAGAAAUAAGGAACUACAAGCCAGUAAUGGCACACAAGUUUAAUAGUGUCUGUUGUGUUACUAAGCACUAAAAUUCUACCUGUUUUAGGAGUGUGCUGCUUGUUUGCAUGUUGAAUUAAUACUAGCACAAGUCAUUUUAAUUACAUGUCAACUUCAAGCUGUUGAAGAUCACUAUUGGUAAACCUCGGUGUACUAUGGAAGUUAUGAAGUUUUAUUUCUGUAGAUAGUCUAUUUGUUUGUGCUGUUCAUAAAAUCAGUUAUUUUACCUGGCCUUUGGUGUGACUGACAUACUUUGUAUUAUAUGUAGGUUUUUAGGUUAAUAUUCGAAUAAAAAUACAGUGGAAACUAGGUUAUAGAACCGAAAUAUAUAUAUUAAUACAAAAAAUGUUGCCAAUACAAAAUAAUGUAAAUCCAAUUAAUCUGUUCCGGAAAGCCAAAAAUGUUAACGUAAAACCCAUUUUUGUAGUUUUACAAUUAUAGUUUUACAUGCAGAAAACCAUUGAAAAUGCACAUGAAUACAUAUAAAUGGAAGGGAUAAAUGAACAGUUAAGGUUACCUUUACCUUCAUUGAAGAUUUGAUUCUCGAGGUGGAUGAAAACAGGAAAGCGGUGGUGGUUGAUCUCGCUGCCACAUCAUGUCUUUGGGAACAGUCGCUUCAAUGAAGGUACAAAUAAAUGCUCAUUUAUCCCUUUCAUUCGUCAUUUGUAUGCGUUUUUAUGCAUGUAAUACUAUAAUUAUAAAACAAUAAAAAUGUGUUUUGUGUUACCGUUUUUGAAAGUCAAAUGAAGACAUCAUAUACUGUACAGGCGACAAAACUUCAGUUGCUGGUUGCCUUUUUGUAAGCUAGCUAAUAGGAUGCUAACAAGGAAGGACGUUGUCUGAUAAAUACAGGGUGGGCCAAAAGGAGUUACCCAUCGUUUUUUCUGCACUAUUCAAAAAUGCUUGCAGACAAACAUGACACACAUUGAACACAGUUUCCAUACUUUAUUGUCAACCACCAAAAAGAUUUACAUCUCAAUAUGGCCACCCUUUGCCUUUAUCAUAGCCUGGAGACGACCUGGCACUGCCUGGCAUGAGCGCCGCACUAUCUCUGCAUCAAGUUUUGACUAUGAUGUCAUCAAAGCUUUCUUCAAAGCGGUGACACUGCUGUGAUAUACUCUUGAGACCUCCCUCUCCAGGAUAGACCAGAUCGCAAAGUCCAUUGGGUUGAUGUCCGGACUUGAUGGAGGCCACAUGUUCUUGUCCCAGAAGCCAGGAAAGUGCUCCUUGCACCAGGUUUGUGUGACAUUGGAUGUGUGAGCGGGUGCACCAUCUUGUGUGAAAAUAUACUGGUUUCCAAACGCAUUGGUACACCAUGGCAACACGUUUUCUUCAAGCAUUUGAAUGUAGACCUGGCUGUUCACUUUCACACCCUCCUGAAUGAAGACCAAAGGAGAUUUUGAGCCAUCAGAUGCAACAGCAGCCCACACCAUGACUCCAGCUGGCUUCUGACGACGGAAAUGAGUUCUGCAGCCUUCUGGUAGGUGCUGUGUACUAUGUGCAUAAACCCUGUCAUUCUGGGAAUUGACCACUGCCUGAACGGUGAAGAUCUUCUCAUCAGACCAAACCAGGACUUUGUUUGCGGCACUCUGGAUCUCCUGCAGCAUCAUUUUCCCCCUGUGAAGCCGUUUUUUCUUUGAAGCGGCUGAAAUUAGUUGUCUGUGUUGCAUUUUUAGUGCUUUCAGUCUAAGAUCCUGUUUGACAAUUCUUCUCAAUGAAGUUCUUGAGAUGUUCACUUCCUUUGCUGUUGCCCUCAUGCUCCUGCGAGGAUUCCUUUGGACUCUCUUCCUCACCAUCUCAACAACCCUUUUGGUUCGGACUGAACGUUUUCUUCCAGGGAUUGGCUUGCUGGUGGUCUCGCCAGUCUCCUUGUAUCGUUUCAUGACAUUGUAGACAGUCUUACGACAAACAUUCACCUUUUUCAUGAUUUCCUUUGUUGUCAGUCCAGCCUCCUUCAAGGCCACAAUCUGGUCACGCUUACCCUUCGAUGCCAUACUCGACACUCAUUAGGAGUAAACAACUGAACUUUGGUACAUCAAAAGCUAUACCUUUUGAGAGAAACUAUCCAAAAUUUUAAGCUUCUAGGACAAAACCUAAGCGAACACGAUAGAGAUAUGCGAUGGGUAACUCCUUUUGGCCCACCCUGUACAUCAAGAACACUGUGGGGACUCCGUGAAUUAACAACACAAGAUGCGUGCCUUAUUGUACGCCAACCGGAGAAUACACACAAACCGAGGCAAAAUUCUGGUGUAAGUUUUUCACGUUCACCGAAAAACAUGCUAACCAGGGCUCACGCUAACUGAGAUUCCACUGUACUGUAUAAUUUAACUGGAGAAUGAAUGUAUGUUACAUUUGUUUUAAACUGCUGUUUGGGAACUACAUUGGUUAGACCAGUGGUGUCCAAAGUGCGGACCAUGGGCCAUUUGCUGCCUGUGGCUCAUUUUUUAAAUUGAUUUUUUUAUUGGCCUGAAGCAUAUAAAUAAAAUAGAAUUUUUUUUAAACAGAAAAAAAUGGAAAAAUAGAGCAAAAAGGCACAAUCUAAAGAGAAAAGGCAGACGGUGAUACUAAUAACUAACAACACAAUGCAAACUUUUUUGUCUUUUUUUACAAAAUGAAAUAAAUAUGCUUUGAUUUUUCAAUAUGCAGCACUCACUGGAAAAAGUUUGGACACCCCUGGGUUAGACUAUUGCAAGCAGGGUAGUGUUUUUAUGUUGUUUUUUUAAAUUAAGGUAAUAGAAUCAUAUCACUGGAGAGUGUGAAUUAAACUGAGUGGACAUUUUUGUAUGAUCCUGUAUUGCCUUAAUACAACUAUGAAUUUACUUACCCCAACUUAUUUUCCUGAUUCUUUAUGCUUUUGGUAGGUAACUCUUCAACAAUCACGUGUUUACUGGGUUGACAUAGACAGACAUUGGUACAUAUCAUGAAUUUAUACAAUAUCUAAUACAAUAUUUAUUUGGGAGCCCUGUAUGUUUUCCACAUAUGUUUGGAGCUGAUGAAUCAACCUGAUGAUGUAACAUUUCUAUGUUGCUAAUAAAAAUGUGUUGUUUAAA